Pygocentrus nattereri (red-bellied piranha) is the source of this 10285-nucleotide messenger RNA. RefSeq names its product cGMP-dependent 3',5'-cyclic phosphodiesterase (gene pde2a). The coding region runs from base 305 to 3070 and encodes 921 amino acids. The record is from RefSeq and is a predicted model, not a curated record. Gene Ontology annotation, biological process: negative regulation of receptor guanylyl cyclase signaling pathway; regulation of mitochondrion organization; cGMP catabolic process. NCBI's taxonomy places the organism in Eukaryota, Metazoa, Chordata, Actinopteri, Characiformes, Serrasalmidae. Gene Ontology annotation, cellular component: perinuclear region of cytoplasm; mitochondrial matrix; cytosol. The transcript is spliced from 31 exons. Gene Ontology annotation, molecular function: protein homodimerization activity; 3',5'-cGMP-stimulated cyclic-nucleotide phosphodiesterase activity; 3',5'-cyclic-AMP phosphodiesterase activity.
GAGAGAGAGUGAAGGAGAGGAGAGGAGAGCGCGCGCGUGCGGUCAGUGUGUCCUCCGCUCUCUCGUACGGCGCACGCGGCCGUGUGUGUAUGUGUGAGUGUGUGUGUGUAUGAGCGAGUGAGUGUGUGUGUGUGUCGCUCCGGACUCCUUCGCGUCUUCGUUCCGAGCUGUGAGCCGGCAGGUGGGAAUGACAUGAGCACCCAUGAGAGGAAAAGAGGGAGAGACGUACGAGGACAGCAGGUCUUCCUGAGAGCCGAAGAGCCACCCGCCCUCUACACCACCGUACAGCGCUGAGUGUCUCCAAAUGCAGAGCCGACGGUGCAACCAUUCGUCCGACAUGCACCACUCGAGCGUCCAGGAUGCAUUGCUGCGGCUGGCCUCCAUCGUUGACGCCAGCAACCUGCGGGUGGCCAUUAAAGAGACACUGGAGGCCCUGCUGCCCAAAGUGGAGAGUGUGUUUGUGUACCUAUUGAAGGCGGAGUCUCAGAUGGUGUGCGAUGAUCCACCCCAUGAGCUCCAUGCUGAAGGCAAACUCAGGGAGUUGCUGGCGCAGAAGAGGAGGGUGGUUUGUGCCGGUUUGCCCUCUACAGAACUGCAGGAGAAACAGAGAAGCAGCCUCGCAGCACCUCUCCCACCAGACAAACGAGCGGUGAUCAUUCCAUUGCUUGAUGAAGAUGAAGACAAGGUUCUUUCCCUCGUGCUGGUCAGCUGCCGACAGCUCAUGGACCAGGAUGAGCAGAACCUUAAUCUUCUGGAGAAGCAUCUUACCGUAGCCUGCAAAAGAGUGCAGGCACUACAGAGGACAUCAGCAUGGCCAUCAGCCCAAACCCAUGAUGCACCACUCAAAGAAGACUCCGCCGCCACAAAGGAAAAAGAUUACAGAGAAUUAGAUCGCAAGAUUCUGCAGCUUUGUGGGGAGCUGUAUGAUCUGGAUGCCGCUUCGCUUCAGCUCAAAGUCAUCAACUAUUUGCAGAAGGAGACUCAGUCUCAGUGCUGCUGUCUGCUGCUGGUGUCUGAAGACAACCACCAACUCUUCUGUCAGGUGGUUGGAGAUAAAGUUCUGGAGGAGGAGAUCAGCUUCCCCCUGAUGUUCGGGCGCUUCGGGCAGGUGGUGGAGAAAAAAAAAUCCAUCACCUUGCAGGACGUUAGCCAGGAGGAGAGAAGGCAGUUGAGCAAUAUGCUGGGUUUUGAGGCCAACUCUAUGCUGUGCGUUCCUGUGGCCAGCCAGGCCACCGCCCAGGUGGUAGCGCUAGCAUGUGCCUUUAACAAAAAGGGAGGACAGAGGUACACUGCGGCGGAUGAGCAUUUAAUCCAACAUUGUUUCUGUUACACCUCCACAGUACUGACCAGCACACUGGCCUUCCAGAAGGAGCAGAAACUCAAAUUUGAGUGUCAGGCUCUACUUCAAGUGGCUAAAAACCUCUUCACACACCUUGAUGAUGUGUCUGUUCUGCUGCAGGAGAUCAUUGUGGAGGCCAGGAACCUGAGCAAUGCUGAGAUUUGUUCAGUGUUUCUGCUCGACCGUGUCAGUCAUGAACUUGUGGCCAAAGUCUUCGAUGGUGGGGUGGUGAACGAAGAUGAGAAGGAGUUCCGUAUCCCUGCCGAUCAGGGCAUCGCAGGGCAUGUGGCCACUACAGGCAAAAUCCUCAACAUCAAAGAUGCCUACUCCCACCCGCUGUUCUACCGGGGAGUGGACGACAGCACCGGCUUCCGAACCCGAAACAUUCUCUGUUUCCCCAUCAAAGAUGAGAAUGGAGAAGUUAUUGGAGUUGCUGAGCUUGUGAAUAAGACGAAUGGACCGUGGUUUAACCGUUUUGAUGAGGAUCUGGCAACCGCCUUCUCUAUCUACUGUGGGAUCAGCAUUGCCCAUUCCCUGCUGUAUAAGAAAGUGCAUGAGGCGCAGUUCCGCAGUCACCUGGCCAAUGAGAUGAUGAUGUACCACAUGAAAGUGUGCGAAGAGGAGGUGACCAAACUGCUGACCAGUGGUAUUGAGUCAGUCGAAAAGAUUCACCCCAGCUUCGCUGAGUUCACCUACACACCACGCUCGCUACCAGAUGACAACACACCAAUGGGUGUUCUGAGCAUGUUUGAAGAUAUGGGCUUUAUAAACACCUACAAGAUUGACCUGCAUACUCUGGCCAGAUUCUGUCUGAUGGUGAAGAAGGGCUACAGGGACCCACCCUACCACAACUGGAUGCACGCAUUCUCCGUUUCACAUUUCUGCUACCUGCUCUACAAGAACCUGGAGCUCUCCAACUACCUCGAGGACAUAGAGAUUUUAGCUCUCUUUGUAUCCUGCAUGUGCCAUGAUCUGGACCACCGAGGAACAAACAACUCUUUCCAGGUGGCUUCGAAAUCUGUUCUGGCGGCCCUCUACAGUUCAGAAGGAUCUGUUAUGGAGCGGCACCACUUUGCUCAGGCCAUCGCCAUCCUUAACACACAUGGCUGCAACAUCUUUGAGAAGUUCUCAAGAAAGGACUAUCAGAGGAUACUGGACCUGGUGAGGGACAUCAUUCUGGCUACUGAUCUGGCCCACCAUCUCCGCAUCUUCAAAGACCUGCAGAAGAUGGCACAGGUUGGGUAUAAUCCCAGAAGCCGGACACACCGCAGUCUACUCUUGUGCCUGUUGAUGACCUCUUGUGACCUCUCAGAUCAGACCAAGGGCUGGAAGACCACCAGAAAGAUUGCUGAGCUGAUCUACAAAGAGUUCUUCUCUCAGGGUGAUUUGGAGAAGGCGAUGGGGAACAGGCCCAGUGAGAUGAUGGACAGGGAGAAGGCCUACAUCCCUGAAUUACAGAUCAGCUUCAUGGAACACAUCGCAAUGCCCAUCUACAAGCUACUGCAGGAGAUUUUCCCAAGGUCGUCCGAGCUUUACGAGCGCGUGGCGGCCAAUCGCGAGCAGUGGUCCAAAGUCUCGCACAAGUUCACCAUCCGCGGCCUGCCCAGCAACAACUCCCUGGACUUCCUGGACGAGGAGUACGAGCUGAUGCAGGCCCAGGGCGCGUUCGGGGACGACAUCCACCGCAUGAACGGCUGCCUGGAGGACGACUGCGGCAAGAGAGACCAGUGACGGCAGAGGUCCUCCUGCUGACCGCUGAGAUCAAAAAUGAAAAAGUAAAAAACAACAAAAAAAAAUACAAACGUCAGCAGUUCCACACCGACAAUUCGCUCUAGGGAAAGGUAGAACCUUUUCGGCGUCGCCGCGGAGACGGUCUUUGGAGCGCGGUUCGACGUAGAGUUAAGACACUGGAGCUUGUGGGCGGGACUGAUAUGCUGCAGCUAAUGAUGUCAUUUCCAGCCAAUCAAAGCAUUUGUUUGAAAAAAACAUUUCACUUGCGAGUCCUCGAGUGGUCGCUGUAGUCUCCUGUUUCCGUGAAAAAACAAAAACAUUUCCGAAUGUUCCGUAAACAUCGACUUCACUCUGAUAGCUGAACAAAGCCUCAUGCGUUGUUUAAUUUUAUAUACUGCCCUACUGUAAACGUCAUCAAAUCAUCUCUAAAUGCUCACGUACAAUGUAUAGAAGUGGAUUUUAGUUUAAAAAUAUAUAUAUAUUUAUAAAUAUUAGGACAUCUUUUCUUUCUCUAUAGAGAUGUCAGUGUUGCUAGCUAGCUGGUCAGGUUUACGUGCAAACUUUUUUUUUUUUUUUGCAACCACAGUCCAAAUUUAAAGACAAUCAAACCAUAGGAGCCCAAAUUAUGCCCUCGUGAUAUAUUGUCUACAUCAUAGCCAAACAAAUUCAGCCAUGAAUGAAGUUAGUUUGAUUUAGAAACAUUAUUAGCCUAAAUUUGCUUAUUAGCAUCAACUUUAAAUGCGUCAUAUUUUAUGCGUAGAACUAGUGUCUUAUUUUGGAAGUGCCACAUUUUCGAUUCCCUUUAUUUAUUUAUUUUUUUUUUAAUGCAUUUUCACAAUAGCUUCAGCUCCUGGGUCAACUGCAACAAACAUCAAAGCUAAGCUGUGAAAAAGUAAUCGCCCCCUAUGUUUGCACAUAUGUCCCAUUCGUGUGAACAUGAGAGAACAUAAAACUCAUAAAAGUUUCUGAACGAUCAUUUCAUUUAUUGAAGGAAAAAGGUUUUUCACACCCAUGUGAAAAAGUAAACACCCCCCUCCCAGCGUAACUUGAGAUCGGUCGCUCCUUUUGCUAUGGAGGAAUUUUGGCCACAAAAUUGCUUUGUUUCGGCCACAUCGGAGGGCUUUUAUGAAUUGCCCAUCUCAAGGGGGGGGGCCUUUAACAGGCCACUCCAAAACCUUAAUUUAAUUUCUUCUGAGCCAUUUAGAGGUGGACUUGCUUUUCGGAUUUGUUGCCUUGAUGUGCCAACUGUACUUGAGCUUUAGAUCAAGGAAUGAUGACCAGACAUUCUCCUGCUAGAUUUUCUGGUUUCCAUGGCUCUAUGUCAAAUCAUGGCAAGUCACCCAAGGCAGCAACGCAUCCCAGCACCAUCACACUACCACCACCAUGUUUCGCUGUUAGUUUGAUUUUCUUAUUGCGGAAUGCUGUGUCUUUACGCCAGAUGUGAUGGGACCUCUUCCAAAAAGAUCCACUUUUAGCUUUUCAGUCCACAGGGAACUUCAAGGUAUUCUUUGGUUAGCAGUGGUUUUUGCCACGCAACUCUCCCAUGGAAAACAUUUCUGCCUCUUUAACAGUCUUGGCACGUCCAAUUGAAUUGAUCCCAAUUUAACCCAGUUUUGGGUUAAUUGGUUAACAUUUUCACAUGGGGCGAGUGGGCACUGUAUUGCUUUUAUCCUAAUGAGUGAAAUGAUCAUUUGAUCUGAAACAAGAAUGAGAAAUAUGAAAAAAUAGAUGAAUUACAGGGGGCAAGUUCUUUUUCACAGCAUUGCAGACAUACUCCUGCCAGUCUGCCCUCGAUUGCGCAAUCCUGUCCCGAUUCAAAAAAUCCCAAGGCAUUAAAAGGCAUUUAGGUAAUGAGGUUUUGCCUCAUGGAAGUGCAAGAGGUUGCAAUUGCACCGAGUUCAAAGGAUGUCUCAAGAUCUCGCUCUGUAUUGCACUAAUGCAAUAAUGACAAUGUGUCGUAUGCAAUGCAACUAUGCAUAAACAUGCAUUAUCAUCAGCUUAUUUAGCUUCUUUUUUUAGCUUACAUAUUUUAAAGGGGUGUUCUGGCCUAAAUCUAGAGUUUAAUAUGUGUUGUUGUGUUAUUGCAGUGUUCUGUAGCUCCGCGUCAUUAUAUCCCUGAUUUUAUAGUUUUCAUGUUUUCCUUGUAGUGAAUGUUCUUUCACUACAAUACCCACAGUGCAUUACGCAAAUGUGUCAUACAACCACUGGGAAUCCCUGGAGUGUCGACCAAUCCUGACUACUAGCCUAAACACUAAUUAUAAACAAAACAGUUUGUUUUUUCGAAGGUUGCCUCUACCUUCAAGAUUUGUCAUCAGAUUUCUAGAAAAUCUUAGUCCGAUCCAGAAAAAAAUUAAACAUUUAUACAUGAUACUACUUGCCAGUUGCCGAAUUUCAUCGGUAAAAAAAUUUAUCUAAGUGUAUUUUUUAAAAAUAGGCUGUGAAUUUAUUGUAUUCCAUUGCUAGUGUAAAGGUGUGGGAGGAGUUUUCAUAGGCAUAAUUGUCAUGUUUACAAGAAAACUUGUAACUCUUGGCUCUACAUGAUGAAACUUUCAUGCAACUACUUGCCUGCAACAUGAUUUACAUGCAACUUGACCUGAAUUACUUGACUAGCAAUUUUAAAACAAAGAUGCACACAAAUCACUCAGUUAGGCUGGGUUUACUCGGCAAAUCUUUCAUGCAACUAGUUACAUGUUAUGAUUCCCCUGCAACAUAAUUCCCAUGCAACUUGACACUUCAAACAAAAAAGUUGGAUGCACCACAAUCACUCACUCCAACUGUUAGGCAGAAUAGCAGCUCGUAUUUUUUAAAACUAUCAUUCUCGCUAUAAUCUAUCAUCUAUAAGCUAUUAUCUGUCAUAAGUGAGUAUUGAGUCAACAGGUUUCUUCAAGGUACAAGGAAAUGCAAAAUGAAAUUACAUGUGAUUAUGUGAUCGUUCAUGGCACACAGCAGAUACAGGAGAAUAAAAAAACACUUUACUGGUUAACCCUUGCAGAUGUUAUCAGUUUCAAGUAAGUUGCACUUGAGUUGCAUAAUAUCUUUAUAUAAUGCAACUCAAGUGCAACAUAGUUUCACGCAGGUUUCAACUGAAGUUGCAUGAAGGUUUCACUGUUUCACCAUUUAAAGCCAACCCAAAGAGUGCUUUAUUUUGAAACGUUUAUGCGCAGAAUUUUGCAACUGCUCACUGGCUGCUAUCAUAAAUGACUAUCAGGUCAACAGGUUUCUUCUUUACUACGUUUAAGGAAAUGUGAGAGAAAUUACUGUCCAUGUUAAAUGACAACACAGUGCAGAUGCAGAAGGCUGUAAAACACUUUAAACACUUGUUAACUCACUGUUAUGCAGCGUUUGUUGCGAUUGACCCAAAGACAGCAAGCUAAACUCCGCUAGGUGUUUGUUUUGGCGUUCCCCUCAAAGGUAAAUAUGAGACACGGCACCAUAGGAACCCCGCAGUAUCUGGCAACCAGGCAUGAGGCAGAACCACUAUCGUCCGCUGGUUACAGGGAAUGUUGCACUGACUUUGCCGAGGUGUUCCGAUUACGUGUACAUAACGUUUGCUGAGGACUAUUAAGGGCUACGCAGCCCUUUGAGACAUGCGAAGAGGUUUAUUUCUCAGGCUGGCAGAAAAUGUAUAAAUAUGGAUUUGCCUUAUCAAGUAUGUGUUGCCUUCCUGAUUGGUUGUAAAGAAGCAAAAUAUACACUGUAUGAAAAAUAUAAACGUAUGUACAGUUCUAAAGCUACAUGGAUAUACCUGCAGUGAGUCCAGACGUGUUUGCACAGGUGUGAAAGUGAAUACGUUUGCCUAAAUACAGGACGCCCAGACAGAGGAUAUGCGAGAGGAAAACUGAAGAGAUUAAGAUGGAAUUUUGAGUUAGCCAAUAGUAAUUAGUUUUAAUUACUUUAUUAGUAUGUACUAAUAUGUUCCCAAUAUUAAUGUCAGAACCUUUAGCAAAGGUCCCUGUUCAUAAUUGGUUUUAACAUCUGUCGCCACAGCCGAUUACACCUGCUGAAGUCCAAUGCGUCAAGAGUUGUACCGUGAUCUGAUUGGACCACUCAAAGUGUAUGUUAAUGCCAGGAGUAAACAGGGCCUUAGACAGAGGAUCAAGUCUGGUUUUAGUCAGGAUCAUGUUUAGCUAUACUAUCUGCAUGUAAAUUGUUUUAAAUCAGAAUCGGAUUCAAAUGUCGAAAUUUCUCACUACAAGCUACUAUCAGUACUAUCAGUGAUGGGUGUCCUGCACGACGCUAAACUAUCACUUUCUCUCGUCUGCUAACAUGGCCAUCACCACAGCUUUCCAUACUCAAUGUAACUACUGUAUCGCCAAGCCAGAACUCCACAAAACCAACCUCCGCACACCAAACACUGGGCAUGUUCUACACCACACGUGAGCCAUAUUCUUCAAACAUCACACAGCACCCUACUCUGAGACUACACUCCUAAAAAUAAAAGGUUCUGUGGAGCGACACUGUAAAAUAGUGUUUCGUUUCUCUAAAGAAUAGGCCUGUGCCGGCAGCAGAACCCUCUUAUUUGGAUAACCAUGUGGAAAUGAAUGGCAGUGGCCUAGAAAAGCAGUCCAUUUGGACAGUGGGCUAGCUUUUGGAAAGCACGUUCAACUAGUGCAGCUCAACAGCUGCAUUUCUAAACCUAGACUUUAGGUAUUUCCACAAAGUGGUUAAACACUUUUUUCUAGUAAUUUUGAGACAGUCCCUAACACUGAAAUGGAUGCAGGUGUAGAAACCUAAUCAAAUCAAUUUGCGAUUUUUACCACUGAUGUUGUCACAAAGCAGCUUCACAGAAUUCCAGAAAAGAGAAAGUUUUAACACGAAUGUAAAACCCCCAGGUAAGCAAGCCAGGGAGCUGAGAAAGGUGGGUACUCUGUAGGACUGUCCGAGAACGACCCCCCUGUUUGCUGGCAAAGGCUUACCAAGGCCACUUUGUCACAUCAUCAGAAAUGAUUUGGGUUAAGAAAUUAAAGGAGUAAAUACUGUCGAUGUCAAAGAUAAGCUGGCAAGCGGAACAUGACAUGAAUUAUGUAACGUGGCAGGCAAAACAAUUUGUGCUGUCCUGCAAGCGGAAAAAUGUUGACCGAAAGCAGGUACAUUUCACACCUGGCAUUCAAAUUACACUCUUAGACCGGCCUCUACUCCAAGGAUACCGGGCCACAGAAGACCGGGUACCUUUCGGUAGCAUCUUUGAAAAUUGUCAGAAUGUAGGCUGCUUUUCUUGGGUAUCACAGCCUGUGAUGACACAGAGACCUAGAAACACAACCCACUUGAACAGUGGCCUUGUUUUUGGAACACACCUGGUGCCCAUCCAUCCAAGCGUGUUCAACUAGUGCAGCUAAACAGCCGCGUUCCUAAAACAGUCUAUACUAUCAGGUACUCUAAAUGUGCUACUGAUGUAGGACAGUGGUCUACUAUCCCGCAGAGUUAAGGUACAACCUGCCCCUCCUUACCGAACACUAACCUGAUCCAGCCAAUGAAGGACUUUUGAAGUUCAUUAGCUGGAGCAGGGGUGGUUCCUGUCACUGGAACUGGUUCCUUCUGCAGGAAGGUAGAUCUCGAGGACCAGGGUUGGUGACUGAUGUAGGAUAUCCACAGGUUCAGUUAUGUUCUCUUGAGGGAACACUAGUGUCUUCCUAGUCUUUGCAACGAAUCAAUCAAUAAAUGAACGACAACAUUUUUAACUGGUGGUAAACAAGUUUUCACCAUCACCUGAGACGGUUUCCAUGGAAACCCGGUUCACUGUCACCAGGCACAGGUCUACUAAAGAACCAGAAUGGCUCUUUAAGGGACCAGUUUUGUUAGUGAGGCAUGAGUGUGAAGAACCUUGGAGAAUGUAAAGGUUCUACACCAGUUUGAACCGUCCAUCUAGAACCUUUAUUUCUAAGAGUGUACAAAGACAUUCAGUCAGUGGUGUAUUUCAGUAGUUUAGCAGUACCAGUGACACAUUCUAGAACUUUUCACUAGCAGUUGCAACAAAAGCAGUUAGUUGCAGAAACGUCUUCAGGAACGGGGUCAGUUUCUGGCUUGAGUGCUCUUUUUUUUUAUUGAUUUCUACUGUAUUCAAUCCAGGUAGCUCUACGGAAAGGAAAUGUAAACGCUGGCAGUUGACUUGAAUCUUUAUUGUUUUGAUGCUUUCUUAUAGUGUUUCCUAUCCAUUUCUCCAUGCUGUAUUUUGAACAUUAAUACAAAUAUUCUGUUGUUUUCUGCCUUCGAUCUCUUGUGCAAUAUGCCGUUCCUGCAUUGACCACAAUACGUGUAAAUAAUGUGUUUUUAAAUUAUUACUUUUUACACAUACUUUGACAAAUUUAUUUUCCCGUAUUUGUAUCUGUAGGUGGCAAUCCUGUCUUUUUUUUUUCUUUCGUUAUAAACAAACCUUUCUCUCGUGCCAACCCCAUAACUACGGAGGACGCUUGUCUCCUGACCACGACUUUAUGACUUUCUGUAAAUAUGAAUUGAAAGAAAUCGUUUCUCUAUUCUAUGUAAUUAAAAAGAUGAACAGGAAAAAAAUAUUUUAUCUAUUUGAACGGACAGUAUGUAACUACAGUGUUGGUUUUUCUUUACUGUCGCUGUGGUCAUUUUUCUUAGUUUUAGUGACCAGGAGGCCUUUUUGGAUUAAGAACUGAUUAACAUUGUUAAAGUUUUGGCUCUCCUGGUCAAAUGACACUGUUUUGGUGCAUUUCUAAGUGAAAACACCGCUCUGUCCAGGGAACGUCUGGCAAUUUCAAUGCACAGUCACUGUUUAUAUGCGGAGCUGAACAUACUGGAAGAAAAUAAAACAAAUUGCAGCCUGUGCAAAAGUAAUGGCACAUUUUAUAUUUUAUGUUCCACUUUGCCUCCUCUUUGCCAAUAUGUCACUCUCAGUAAAUAACCAUAAACUGUGCAUUGAAAUAUGCCAUAUUGAGGUUUUCUGUACAGGAUAAACUUAUUUGACUAAUAAAAUGUCACUGUAUGAGAUGAUCAGUCUGGACUAAAGCAGGACGGGUAGUUUCGUUUAUUUCCGUCUCGUGGUUUUGAGGGUGAAGUGUUGGUUUUCUGGGUGGUUGUGGCCUCAGGUGUCUACUGACCUACAGUACCUGUGUAGAUAUUGUACAGGUUGGAUUGUGUCAUUAAAUUAAUCCUGUCUAUGAAAAUGGGGAAAGGCCAGCCAUGGAAAAAAAAAAUACUGAAAAAAAAAAAGAACUGAGGUGACUUUUUAUCCAAAUAAAUUUCUUAAAAUGA